AUGGAUGUGACUCUAAGCUCAAAACUUGGAGAAAAUGACAAACGAGUACGAAAAAUUUCCACAAGUGGUUAUAUGAUACUACGUGAAACAGAAGGUAUGAAACCAGUAGUGUCAGUUAUUACAACAUCGGCACCUGUUAUUAACUCUAAUGUGUCAAAAUGUGAUUCAGAAAGUUCAAAUUUUGAACUUCAAGUUGAUGAUGAUGAGGACGAAUUUACAAACGAUGAUAUUAUAAAUGGUGAAUGGUGCCGUUGGACUGUAUCUGAAAUUGUUCAGUUAAUAUGUGCUGGAUUGCUUGCCUGUUUAGUUGGCAUGUUUCUAUUUUCAUUAUUUUAUAAAUUUACAGAAAAUGUUAUUUCGGUUAAUCGAAAUCAAACAUGGUGGUAUAAUUAUACAGAAAACGAGACAUUGAUGGAUGAACAGAACGAAAGUUAA
Messenger RNA from Didymodactylos carnosus, 435 nucleotides. NCBI's taxonomy places the organism in Eukaryota, Metazoa, Rotifera, Eurotatoria, Philodinida, Philodinidae. The record is from the annotation of a GenBank genome assembly.